Rattus norvegicus (Norway rat) is the source of this 2289-nucleotide messenger RNA. RefSeq names its product target of myb1 like 1 membrane trafficking protein (gene Tom1l1). Gene Ontology annotation, molecular function: phosphatidylinositol binding; ubiquitin binding. The coding region runs from base 1 to 1425 and encodes 474 amino acids. Lineage: Eukaryota; Metazoa; Chordata; Mammalia; Rodentia; Muridae. Gene Ontology annotation, cellular component: Golgi stack; cytoplasm; membrane. The transcript is spliced from 16 exons. The record is from RefSeq and is marked validated.
AUGGCGUUUGGGAAGAGUCACCGCGAUCCCUACGCUACCUCUCUGGGUCACCUCAUAGAAAAGGCCACCUUUGCUGGAGUUCAGACAGAAGACUGGGGCCAGUUCAUGCAUAUCUGUGACAUAAUUAACACCACACAAGACGGGCCAAAAGAUGCAGUAAAAGCUUUGAAGAAAAGGAUCUCCAAAAACUACAACCACAAAGAAAUCCAACUUUCCUUAUCACUCAUUGACAUGUGCAUGCAGAACUGUGGGCCGAGUUUCCAAUCUCUGAUUGUGAAGAAGGAGUUCGUUAAAGAUACUCUAGUUAAGCUGCUGAACCCCAGAUACACCUUACCGUUGGAGACUCAGAACAGAAUCUUGAGUUUCAUUAAGAUGUGGUCCCAGGGCUUCCCGGGAGGUGUAGAUGUCAGUGAAGUGAAGGAAGUGUACCUCGACCUGCUGAAGAAAGGGGUUCAAUUCCCACCCUUGGAUGGAGAGCCUGAGACAAAACAGGAGGCUGGUCAGAUCUCACCAAGUCGACCGACAUCUGUCCCCACUGCGCCUGCUCUUUCUUCUAUAAUUGCUCCCAAGAACCCGACUAUUUCCUUAGUCCCUGAACAGAUCGGGAAACUGCACAGUGAACUGGACAUGGUGAAAAUGAACGUGAAAGUGAUGACAGCCAUAUUGAUGGAGAACACUCCUGGCUCCGAAAACCAUGAAGACAUAGAGCUCCUGAGGAAACUUUACAAGACGGGUCGGGAGAUGCAGGAGAGGAUCAUGGACCUGCUGGUGGUAGUUGAGAAUGAAGACGUGACAGUGGAACUGAUUCAAGUGAACGAGGAUCUGAAUAAUGCCAUCCUCGGAUACGAGAGGUUUACUCGAAACCAGCAAAGGCUUUUGGAACAGAAGAGGAACCCGACGGAAGCCAAUACUUCCAGCGAACCCUCUGCUCCUUCCUGCGAUCUCCUCAACCUAGGUCCCGUGGCGCCAGUGCCUGUGUCCAGUGAGGGACCACUCAACUCCGUGAACGCUCAGCUUUCCGGCCUAAAUGUCAGCUCUCAGAGUCCUGUUAUAACAAACAACUUGUAUCCCAGUCUUCAGCCACAGAUGGAUUUACUAGCAUCAGAAGAUACAGAAGUACCCACCUUGUUUCCCCAGAGGACCAGCCAAAACCUCGCCUCAAGCCACACAUAUGAUAACUUUCCGGAUCACUCCAGUUCAGUAUUGCUACAGCCAGUUAGCCUACACACUGCCCCGGCAGCGCCGUCGAGCCAGAGGCUGCCACCCUUGCCGAGCAAUCAUCCAGUGUUAAAAAACAGUGCUCUCCAACCACCCAGUUACUACGAGGUAAUGGAGUUUGAUCCCUUAGCUCCCACUACAGAAGCUAUUUAUGAAGAAAUUGAUGCUUCCCACAAGAAAGGAGCUCAAAGCCAUAGUGAAUGCUGAGACAAAUGAACUAAGCAUCAUAAAGGGUCAGCUCUCUAAAGUAGUCCCUGAUCAACGGAGGCCUGGAAGACAAGACCUGCCAACAGGGAAAGCCACAGUGGAUCAUUUCUCUGCUGGAAACUUCAACAUAAAAGCUAACACUUUUUGGGCAACACUGCUGUUCCUCACAAUGGCUCAAGAUUUCAGGAAAAUCUGGUUGUAACAACUUCAGCAGAAGGAAAACUGCCUAGUACUAGACCACUUGGUUAAACUGUAGACUCUUAUGUUGUGCAGGCUUGCACCCAGUGCAAAUCAUGACAGACCUAUGACAGGGUUACUUUAAGACCCUAUUAGAAAACAUUGUAAACAGAUGGGGGAAGGAAGAAAAUGAGUGCCUUUAUUGAACUGAAUCUGAAUGUAGAGUUCAGUUUGUACUUGUUUAUAAAUAACAUUUUGGUUUAGAAUGGCUUGAAAGACUUGAUGACUUUAAUUGUAUUUCAAGUGCCUGAGGAGGCCACUGCAUCAGGCGGCCUUUAGGUGUAGUUAGUUCUUUAUAAUGUUAAACAUUCUUGCCUUUUAUUAUAAUUCACAUUCUGAUUUGAAACAAAGAUUACUGGAAAACAGGGCAAUGCAUCAUUCACGUAAAAUUAAAUUACUAUUAAUUUGUCAGAGUUGUGUUGUUCUUGUUCUGUCUUCUAGUUUAAUGAGCUUUUAUGCCAGUAAGUCUUCACAAUUUCACCCUUCCAAUGAUAAUGUUAAUGAACUUGGAAUUAUGGUGGUAAAUGCUAGCUUAGCCAGCAGGUGUAAUUCUGUUAGAUCAUGAUACCAUCAUUUCCAUGUUAUCAUCUAUUUUCAGUACUCUGAAUAAAACAGCACUCAAGCCUA